AUGCAAAAUUUAGAAGAAUUAAAAAUAGCAAUUACUGGAGCUGCUGGUAAUUUAGCUUCUGCAUUGUAAUACUGAAAAUAUUGAAAUGUAGUUAUCCUCUUUUGGGAUCUGGUUAAGUGUUUGGAUCAACAUAAAAAUUUUCAUUGUAAUUAUUGGAAUUACCAGAAAAACUAUAAGAAUUAGAAGGAAUCAAAAUGCAAAUAUAAGAUUGUGCAUUUCCACUUCUAAAUAAUGUCAUUGUGUCAAGUGAUCCUGCAGUUGCAUUUAAAGAUGCAGAUGUUGCAAUAUUUUUAGGAGCCAUGCCUCGAAAACCAGGAAUGGAAAGAAGUGAUCUGUUAUAAAUGAACAAAGAAAUAUUUAUACAAUAGGUUCGAUAUUGAAAUUAUAAACACAGGGUUAAAUCUUGAAUGAAUAAGCUAAAACAACUGUUAAAGUUUUAGUUGUGGCAAAUCCAAGUAACACUAAUUGUGCUACUCUCGCUCAAUAGUGCAUUAAAAUUCCAUAACAAAAUUUUACAUCUCUUAUGUAAUUAGAUCAUAAUAGAUGUGUCUCAACUGUAUGACAACUUUUUUUAUUUUAGCUUGCAAGAGAAGCAAAUACAACUAUUGACUAAAUCAAAAGAGUGAUCAUUUGGGGAAAUCACUCACUCACAUAAUACCCAGAUAUGACUCAUUCUAUUAUUAAUGGUAAAUAAGCAUCAGAAACAUUUUCCAAAGAUUUCUUAAGAAAUGCUCUUAUUUAACAAGUUUAAUAAAGAGGAGGAUAGAUUUUAUAGCUAUCCAGAGGAGCAAGUACAAUCUCAGGAGCCAUUGCUGUUAAAGAUCAUUUAAGAACAUGGUUUCUAGGUACUUCUGAAGAUAAUUGGACUUCCUUUGGAGUAUUAAAAUUUAAUAUCUAAGGUCAUUUCUGAUGGAAAUCAUUAUGGAAUUCCUAAAGGCAUUUGUUUUUCAUUGCCUGUGACUUGUAAAGAAUUUGAAUUUAAAGUUGUUGAGGAUGUAGAAUUAGAUGAUUUCUCUAAACAAAGAAUAUAAUUAUCACUAGUUGAAUUGCAAAAAGAAUAGUAAUGAUUAAUAAUAAAUGAUAAUUAUUUAUAAAUGAAUCAAAAUUAUGAUAAUGACAGUAUAAUAAUAUUUGUUAAGUCUGCAAGCAUGUUGAUGUUAUUCCUAAUCAUUUUGUUUACAGGUAAUCUUCCAUACAAAUCAAAGACUUUUAGGGAAAACAAAGUAUAAAUCCAUAUUAUAUUUUUAGCCAUUGUUGUCUAUAUCUCAAGCUUUCUCAGGAGGAUUGUUUUUAUCUGUUGCUCUUUUGCAUUUAUUGCCUGAAUCACAAGAAAAAUAUGAAUAAUCCCUCAAUUUUGAUCAAAAUUCAGAAAAAGAAAUAUUUCCAUAUCCAUUUCUCAUAACGAUUCUAAGCUUUGCUUUAAUUUUAUUUAUUGAAAAGAUUGUGACAAAUCAUAAACACUAACAUUCAGAUGUAUCAAAUGUAUUAUUAAAAUCAGCAUAUUGAUGUACAACCUACUUAAAAUGUUGAAUUUAUUAUGAAAUCAGAUGAGAGUGUCUGUUGUAGUUAGAUUGGAGCAUGUUGUAAUCAAGUUGAAAGUUAGGCUUAAGAAGACUUACUAAGAAAAGCAAUAUCCUCUUAAGUAAAGAUGGCAUAAAGAGUAGGAUUUAAUGAAAUAUAAAAAAAAACUAAAAAUAAAAAAGCUAAAUCAUCUAAUCUAACUCCUUAUUUAUUGCAAUUAGCUGUAGGAAUUCAUGCAAUCUUCGAAGGACUAGCUAUAGGAAUAGAAUCAAAUCUUAGUAGAUGCAUUGGUAUUGCAUUAGCUGUAUUUUGUCAUAAAUGGGUAAAUAUUAUUUAAAUUUGAAUAAGGCUGAAGGUCUAACUCUAGGAUUGACAUUUAAAAAAGCUAAAGUUCCUCAUUCGAAAGCCAAGAAGCUUAUUGUACUAUAGGCUUUGAUGAAUCCUUUAGGAAUUUCUAUAGGGUGGAUUUUAUCAUCAAAUAGAGUUAUUAUAGUGAGUAUCUUUUAUGCAAUAUCUGCUGGAACAUUUUUAUAUAUUUCUACAAUUGAAGUGAUUGUAGAAGAGUUUAAUGUAGCUAGAUACAAACUCCUUAAAUUCUUAGCAUUUUUAAUAGCUAUCGGAUUUAUUAGUUCAAUUUGGCUAUUGGAGCAGAUUGAUUUUUGAGGAUACUAAUUUAUGGUAUAAAUAAUUCAAUUCGUGUCUAAGCUUUUUCUUUAAAUAGUUCCUUGUUAUAUAGGACCUUAAGCAGCUUCUAAAAGACUUAAUACUUUUCUGAUUUUGGAAUAAAUCUCAGAGCCAACCACACCGAGAGCAAUCCAAAACAACUUUAAAAAUUGAAAUUAAGUAUAUAUUAUAUAUAUAUAUAUAUACAUAUAUUUAUAAAUACCAUAUAAUAAAAAGUGUUUUUAAAUUUAAUGAUUAUUUUUUGGAUAUAUAUAAGAAAUUGCAUGUAUUUCUUAAAUUCUAGGUCUUCUGAAUAAUUAAAUUUAAUUAACUUUCAUAAUUUUUUGAUUAAAAUUUGAUAAUCUGAUUCAUUAUAUUUUUUUAUUUGAUCAAAGUAUUUUACAAAUAUUUAGGAAAUGCUUUCUUGAUUUUUUAUUUACAUAUUCCACUUCAUGUGAUAAAAUCAAGCAUCCUUUAUAAAUCAUUUGCUUUGAAUUUUCAAUAUUGUAGUCUAUCCAAUUUUUACAUUCUUUAAUAUAUAUUUUUUGAAUUUUCAUCAUUUUAAUUACUAAUAACUUAACAAUAGUUAGUAAAGCAUGAUAAUAUAACAGAUUAAAAGAAUUUCAUAAAAUAAUUGAAAUGUUUAAUNUAAAAAAAAACUAAAAAUAAAAAAGCUAAAUCAUCUAAUCUAACUCCUUAUUUAUUGCAAUUAGCUGUAGGAAUUCAUGCAAUCUUCGAAGGACUAGCUAUAGGAAUAGAAUCAAAUCUUAGUAGAUGCAUUGGUAUUGCAUUAGCUGUAUUUUGUCAUAAAUGGGUAAAUAUUAUUUAAAUUUGAAUAAGGCUGAAGGUCUAACUCUAGGAUUGACAUUUAAAAAAGCUAAAGUUCCUCAUUCGAAAGCCAAGAAGCUUAUUGUACUAUAGGCUUUGAUGAAUCCUUUAGGAAUUUCUAUAGGGUGGAUUUUAUCAUCAAAUAGAGUUAUUAUAGUGAGUAUCUUUUAUGCAAUAUCUGCUGGAACAUUUUUAUAUAUUUCUACAAUUGAAGUGAUUGUAGAAGAGUUUAAUGUAGCUAGAUACAAACUCCUUAAAUUCUUAGCAUUUUUAAUAGCUAUCGGAUUUAUUAGUUCAAUUUGGCUAUUGGAGCAGAUUGAUUUUUGAG
Paramecium pentaurelia is the source of this 3340-nucleotide messenger RNA. The record is from the annotation of a GenBank genome assembly. Lineage: Eukaryota; Ciliophora; Oligohymenophorea; Peniculida; Parameciidae.